Prorocentrum cordatum is the source of this 789-nucleotide messenger RNA. The record is from the annotation of a GenBank genome assembly. NCBI's taxonomy places the organism in Eukaryota, Dinophyceae, Prorocentrales, Prorocentraceae.
GGCCCCGCGCCCGCCGGCCUGCCGGCCGUGGCGUGCGGGCGCGACGGGGGCCGCUCUGCGGGCCCCGGGCGCGCGGCGGCCGCCCGCCGGCAGCUGCGGAGCCUCGGCCGGGCGCGCGCGAGCGCCAAGCCGAGGGGCAGCCACGACGGGGACGCAGCCCGGGCCCCCGCGACGGAGGAGCAGCUGCGCGAGGACCUCGCGGGGCGCAACGGCCGCUGGCGGCAGAGGCGCGCGGUGGACGGCCUGGCGCUGCUGGAGGCGCAGAAGGCCGCCGACGCGGAGGAGGACCGCCGGCGGGAGCAGCGGCGCGAGGCGCGGCGCGCCGAGCGGGAGGAGUGGAGCCAGCAGUGCCGCGAGACGGAGCGGGUGUGGAUGGAGGCCAAGAUGCGCGAGCACGAGGCCGAGCGCGACCGCAGGGCGAGGCAGGAGGCCGAGCUGGAGCGCGAGCGGCAGCGCGCGGAGGCGCUGGAGUCGAGGAGGCGCUUCCUGCGCAUGCCGCGGCCCUGCAGCGCCUGCGCGGGAACGGGCAAGUGCCAGGAGUGCAGGGGCGCUGGCGCCACCACCGCCACCUAUCUCUCCUCCACGGUGUCCGACGACGGUGGUGGCCACUUCCACGGGCGUACCAUCCACGGCUGCCAGGCCUGCGGCGGCACCCGCAGCGCCGAGGCGGUCAUGUCGCGGCUCUCCAGCGACUGCCAGAGCGGCUCCGGCAGGUGCACGAGGUGUUGGGGGGAGGGGUGCACGCGGCUCAGCGAGUCCGAGGUGGAGGCAGCGAUGCAGGCGUCCUAG